Molecule: messenger RNA, 1564 nt
Organism: Ailuropoda melanoleuca (giant panda)
Lineage: Eukaryota; Metazoa; Chordata; Mammalia; Carnivora; Ursidae
Gene: ACKR4
Product: atypical chemokine receptor 4
Exons: 2
Coding region: 73-1146 (357 amino acids)
Biological process (GO): calcium-mediated signaling; cell chemotaxis; G protein-coupled receptor signaling pathway
Cellular component (GO): membrane; external side of plasma membrane
Molecular function (GO): scavenger receptor activity; C-C chemokine receptor activity; C-C chemokine binding
Source: RefSeq, a predicted model, not a curated record
ACGAAAACAAAAGUAGCCUGAGUUAAAGAGGUCAUUUGAUUUUACUCUACACUCAAGACUGCUCCUCUCUGCAUGCUGAAACAGAUUGGAGCCAUGGCUUUGGAACACAACCAGUCAACAGAUUACUACUAUGAGGAAAAUGAAGUGAAUGGCACUCAUGACUACAGUCAGUAUGAAGUGAUCUGUAUAAAAGAGGAAGUCAGAAAAUUUGCAAAAGUUUUCCUGCCUGCCUUCUUCACAAUAGCUUUCAUCAUUGGAAUUGCAGGCAAUUCCACAGUAGUGGCAAUUUAUGCCUAUUACAAGAAGCAGAGAACCAAAACAGAUGUGUACAUCCUGAAUUUGGCAGUGGCAGAUUUACUCCUUCUAUUCACUCUGCCUUUUUGGGCAGUUAAUGCAGUUCAUGGAUGGGUUUUAGGGAAAAUCAUGUGCAAAGUCACUUCAGCCUUGUACACAGUCAACUUCGUCUCUGGAAUGCAGUUCCUGGCUUGUAUCAGCAUAGACAGAUACUGGGCAGUAACUAAAGCUCCAAGUCAAUCAGAAGUGGGGAAAUCAUGCUGGCUUAUCUGUUGCUGUGUCUGGAUGGCUGCCAUCUUGCUGAGUAUACCUCAGCUGGUUUUUUAUACAGUAAAUCACAAGGCUAGGUGCAUUCCCAUCUUUCCAUAUCACCUAGGAACAUCAGUGAAAGCAUCAAUUCAAAUGCUGGAAAUCUGCAUCGGAUUUGUAAUACCCUUUCUUAUUAUGGGAGUGUGCUACUUUGUCACAGCAAGGACACUCAUCAGGAUGCCCAAUAUUAAAAAGUCUCGACCCCUCAAAGUUCUGUUCACGGUGGUUAUAGUUUUCAUUGUCACGCAGCUGCCUUAUAACAUUGUCAGGUUCUGCCAAGUCAUAGACAUCAUCUACUCCCUGAUCACCGACUGCGACAUGAGCAAACGCAUGGAUGUUGCCAUCCAAAUCACAGAGAGCAUUGCAUUGUUUCACAGCUGCCUCAACCCAAUCCUGUACGUUUUCAUGGGCGCUUCUUUUAAAAACUACAUCAUGAAAGUUGCUAAGAAAUACGGGUCCUGGAGAAGACAAAGACAAAACGUGGAAGAGAUUCCUUUUGAUUCAGAAGAUCCUACGGAGCCAACCAGUACUUUUAGCAUUUAAAUGUGAAACUGCUCGCUCUUGCUUCGAUACACAUGAAUGAUGAUUCUCCCUCAAAUAAAACAUCUGCUUUAUUCUGAAACUUAAAUCUCAAACACCGUGGCACCAACUUAUAGCAAUCAAGAGGUGAGGGGAGGAUGGGGAGAAUAUAGCAACCAGGAAGAGGAGGAAACGAAAUAAUAAAUGCACAAAACAUGAACUUAAAAUUAAUAUAGGAAAAUAGUAUUAACAGGCAUAAAUAACAAAAGCACUGUGCUAAGCCAUCUGAAACAGAUCAAUAAAAAGUCUUAUAUUAAGGGGCAUUUCUGAUUAAAUGAUCUGAAUUUUAAUGUAAGAAUGAUUUCACUGCAUAAUUUCAGUACUUGUAUAACCAUACAGCAAAAUUUAAUCCUUUUUUCCUGUUUCUUAGUUGGUAAGUGAU